Camellia sinensis is the source of this 1014-nucleotide messenger RNA. The record is from RefSeq and is a predicted model, not a curated record. Lineage: Eukaryota; Viridiplantae; Streptophyta; Magnoliopsida; Ericales; Theaceae.
AUGGAAUUAUCCAUAUUCAGUUUCUUUGCUAUAUGUGUCCUACUUGGGGUGGCUGGUAGAGCUAGAGCCAGUGACGAUAGCUUUGAUGAGAAUUACUAUGUUUACAUGGGGAAACAAUCAUGUCUCGUCUCUAAACCAAGGAAGAGAAAUUCAGCUUUCGAUGGACAGUUCAUCGGUUUCUUUGCUAUAUGUGUCCUACUUGGGGUGGCUGGUAGAGCUAGAGCCAGUGAUGAUAGCUUUGAUGAGAAUUACUAUGUUACAUGGGGAAACAAUCAUGUCUUGUCUCUAAACCAAGGAAGAGAAAUUCAGCUUUCGAUGGACAGUUCAUCGGGGUCUGGAUUUGGCUCCAAGCUAAGCUAUGGAUCUGGGUUCUUUCAUAUGAGGACAAAGCUACCAGACAAGGACUCUGCAGGAGUUGUUACAGCUUUCUAUCUGACUUCACACACAAGUAACCAUGAUAAGUUAGAUUUCGAGUUCUUGGGGAACAGAGAAGGAAAACCUUGCACGUUACAAACUAAUGUGUUCUCAAAUGGGCAAGGGAAUAGAGAGCAAAGGCUCCAUCUCUGGUUUGAUCCUACAGCAGAUUUUCAUACUUAUCAGAUCCUGUGGAACCAACAUCAGAUAGUGUUUUAUGUGGACAACAUCCCAAUUAGAGUAUUCAAGAACAACACAAACAUUGGAGUAAGCUACCCAACACAACCAAUGCAAAUGGAGGCAAGCUUGUGGGAUGGGGAUAGUUGGGCAACAGAUGGUAGCCAAACAAAGACCAACUGGUCUUAUGCACCAUUCAAAGCUCACUUCCAAGGUUUCGACAUCAAUGGCUGCCCAGCUCAAGACUCCAGUAACAUUCAACAAUGUUACUCCUCUAAGUUUUGGUGGAAUGGAGACAAAUACUGGACAUUGGACUCUACUCAACAAAAUGCAUAUGAGAAUGUAAAAAACAAGUAUAUGAACUAUGACUAUUGUUCUGAUAGGCCUAGGUACCCUAAUCCUGCCCCAGAGUGCCUUCUGUAA